Saccostrea cuccullata (small rock oyster) is the source of this 2089-nucleotide messenger RNA. RefSeq lists its product as uncharacterized. The transcript is spliced from 2 exons. The record is from RefSeq and is a predicted model, not a curated record. Bases 5 to 1075 code for a protein of 356 amino acids. NCBI's taxonomy places the organism in Eukaryota, Metazoa, Mollusca, Bivalvia, Ostreida, Ostreidae.
AACCAUGUUUUCCAUUGAGAGAAGAUCUCGUCCUUUGGCAUUCAUUAUCGUUGUAGUAACCCUAACGUUAAUGUAUCUCUCUUUCUAUCGGAACACUUUUGGAUUUAUGAAUACUGUCCAAAGGACACUACCUGAAGACAAUCCAAGUGAAAAUGGGGGCUUGGAAUCUUUUUCAAAAAUUAAGCAAGUUAAAAAUAAAACAAUUAACUGUCGUGGUAAGCAGCAAAAUAUAAUACAGAAUAUUUUUAGUCGUGAUGAUAAAGGAUGGUAUGAAAAUCGUGAAAUUUGUGACUCUUGUUUUGACUUUCCUAAAGCUACUUUAAAAACUAAAUUUGGACCAACGCCUAUCUUUGUAUAUCCGAGGGAUCAGGACGUUUGGGUCUCAACUUCUCUUCAAGAUCGCGGUACAUUUGAAUCUGAAAAGUCGGAAAUCAUUUUCAAAAUGAUGAAAGAUGAUCCCGAAUUACAAAUCAUUGAUAUUGGAGCCAAUAUUGGUGUAUAUACCCUUAGUUGUGCAAAAGCUGGUCGUAAAGUUUUAGCUGUAGAGGCGCUGGACAAAAAUAUGCAGCACAUCUGUGCUUCUGUGAUGGAAGGGGGGUUACAGAACAAUGUCUACCUCAUUCAUAACGCAAUAUCAAACGGACACAAAGUUGUUAAUCUUGGAGUGGAUAAAAGUAACAUGGGUGGUACGUUCGUGGACGAGGAUUCAAGCCAUAUCAAGGAACUUAAAUUAGGUCGGGCUCAAGGUACAUACGGCAAAGUUUAUACCAUAACUAUGGAUGACCUGUUAGACCUUCCAGCCAUUAAACACUUUAAAAAAGUUUUUAUCAAAAUGGAUGUAGAAGGUUUCGAAGCACGAGCUGUUGAAAAAGCUACCAAGUUUUUUGAAAAAAUCAAAGUUGUUGGAUUCGUCAUGGAAUGGGAGUUUCAUAAAGGGCAACCAACUGCACAGAAAAUAAUUGACUUCAUGACAGCGCGAAAAUUUAAACCACAUGCGGUAAAUGUAGGAAAAACACCAUUAAAUCUCGCAGAGAGUGCAAAAUGGGGUUAUGACGUUUUAUGGCUUCCUAGCUAGUUUUUAUUGUGUCAGUUUAAUUAUUUUAUGGGUCCAGAUGUGUAUUAGAGGAAACUAUUUAUUUUUCAACAAAUCAAUACCGUGUCAGAUGGAAAUUCAACUAUAUUGUUAUGUACACAAUGUUCCCAGUGAGUUUUAUUCAUAAUUUUAUUGAUUCAUCAGAAAGUUGAUAUAAAAGGUAUACAAAGUACUGUAAUGUGAAAAAUGUCCAUGACUGCUUCGUGUCAAAGUGACCAACGAUGUGAAAAAUAUUUCAGUUCAGUUGGAUGACCAUUGGAAUAAACUUCUUAUUAAUUAACUCUCAGAUCGAAAAGAACAAAGGUCCCUGUAUGGAAGGAUAAAUGAUCCUCUGAGUUAUUAGUAUAAAAAUAUGUACGCUCUACACUGUGGUUCUCUAAACACUAAGAAGGAAAUUUGAAAUUGUAGUUUGAAAAGCGAAUGUAUUACCCGUAUGAAAGUUUUAUUCAGUUUGUUUACAUAUUAUAACAAAUACUUUCAUUUUCGACAAUUUGAACUACAUUUAUCACGAAGGAUGACUGACUAUAAUAGCUUGAUAGACUGUGAUUGCUGAGUACGAUGUAUGUGUAUGUGUAAGAAUGAAAAUAUGAAUGGAUUUGUGAAGAGAGACAUUGGUAUAAAAUGUUUGUUUUUGUUUAUUUCAGAUCUUGCAUGAUAUUUUGGGGGUAUUUUUUAAAAUAAAUUAAUUAGUAUAUGUUUUCCCAAUUCAUAUAAAGUUUUUCAGCAUUUCAUGAUCAACUUAAUAGAAGCGAUGCAAAAUUAUCUUCUACUUCUGUCUAGGGUACAGGACGUGUUCUCUUUGCUUUUUAAUUGCAAAAUAUUUAUUUGACCUUCAAUGUACUAGAUGAAGAUCUGAAGAUAUAGAUCUAGUGAAAAUAUCAACCUACACUGUAGACUUUUUUCUUGAGUUGUAGUAUACUGAAAUAUUUCACAAUAUUUCUUUGCUAUAGGAUGCUUGUAACAAGUGUAAUAAUUGUACUUUAUACUAUCUUUAAA